Messenger RNA from Prorocentrum cordatum, 3027 nucleotides. Lineage: Eukaryota; Dinophyceae; Prorocentrales; Prorocentraceae. The record is from the annotation of a GenBank genome assembly.
GCAGUUCGGGCACUUCGCACCACGGAGAAGACGGCUGGCAGCGACUACACCAGGGAGGAGAUGACGGCCCACAAGGAGGGCAUCUUGAGCUUCGUGCAGAAGCGCCAGCGCCAGACCGACGCAGGGCCAGCCGUCGCCGCCAAGCGGGCCAAGAAGUUGAAGGAGGAGCCCAGGAUGGCGUCGUUCGAUUGGCUGUGUUGUGUGGAGACGGCUCUUCGAGGUAUGGGGCGCACACUGCUGGACUGGACCCCCACAGAGGCCGACGACCCCGACGCGCCGUGGCCUGCGCACCAGCAGCUCCCAGCUUGUUUGACUACUGUGAUGGACCAGGAGCAGAAACAGUGGUGCGCUGCUUACUACCUCUCCUACAAGUGCCAAGGGCAGUUCGUGUGGCUGUUCGGACACAUGCACCGUCGCUGCAACGACGUCGAUCGCGGUCUCCAGCUCGCUGGCGUUUAUGGCACUUGUUUGCUGAGGCUGUUCGAGGCGAACAUCGCUUAUGGCCCCUGGGUGAGCGGCCAAUAUUUCGAGGAGUUGCAGGACAUGGCGAGGACCCUCGUCAAGGCGAUGACUCCAGACGACCCUCUUCUCCUGAAGCUUUGGCCGCAGAUCUGCAACGAUCACGGUUGGGCGCAGCCGUGGGAGACGGACGCCAGCGCUCGCCAGAGGUUCGUCGCUGGGUUCGCGGCCGAGGCUCCGUUCCAGAUCAAGGGCAGCAAGGCCGCGGCGAAGCGGUGGUUUUCCAUCCUGAAGAGCAUGCGGGAGGGCGACAAGCACUACCACACGAAGCUGCUGGCUCUUGCAGCCAUCGCGCAGGCGAAGGGCUGGGCCGAGCACUGGGACGACUUGUGGAACCCUGGCCCGAGGUUGGCGGCCGCCUGCCAACUGCAGCUGGGGGUGGCCAGCGUCGCCGUGGGCGGCGCUCCUGGGAGCGCGAAUUCAUCGGCGCCUGCUGUCGCCAAGGGGAAGAGCGGCGCUGCGGCCAAGCCCGUGACGGCUGCCAAGGCCAAGGCGUCGGCGAAGCAGAAAGUAGCCGCCGUGAUGACUGGCUCGGCGAACCACGUUCAUUCCCUUGCCAAGGUCAUGGCGAACCCAGAGCUGAUUGUAAAGAGCAGGAUGAUCCAGUGCGUGGCGGGGCCCUUUGAGAUCGAGCAUGCAGGCGCUACGGACAUGAGGGGGGCAGACGCAACCCUGGCCUACUACGCUGGCGUCGCUAACGGGAGCUGGUUCGACACCUUGAAGUCGUCGUUCAAGUCUCUCAGCAACGUUGAGAAGUUAAAGCAGAUUGGUCUCACCGUCGAGUUCGACCCCGAGCUUCGGGGGCAGCUGUCCGUGGCGCACCCCGCGGUGACGUGCCAGGACGCGGUCGCCACCGAGAUGAUGCACAUAUUCGCUUGCAUCGCCUCGGAGAGGUCUGCGAGCAUGGCCAGGUGCACGUGGUCGCACCCGCACGCGCUGGCCCCGAUUGCAGGCGACGACCCCGCGACGGCGGCGGCAUGCCUUGCAGCUGCGCGUGCACUGGGCGGUUGCAAAGGUGCCGACUGGAAUGCUCUCUGCAAAGCACGUCGGGUCAAGAGCCCGAUCAUCGAGCCGAUGGUUGAGCGCAACAGCUUGAACGUGAGGCCCAUGAGAGAUUUCUGCCGUUUCGCUGCGUCUGUCAAUUGGGAGCUGCAUCCGUCCAUCGUAGCGUUUGUGAGGAGGCUCUUCAGCGGUUUCGGCAAUGACAAGUUGGUGGAGGAUUCCCUUGGCACGGUGAGGGGCUCCGAGGCCCGCGCGUCCGCCAGCAAGCACAUGGCCCCAUGGCGCGUGUGGCAGGCCCCCCGUCAGCAUGGCGUGCUGGCGCAGUACGACAUGGAGGAGAUCGACACAGACGGCGUCGUCCCCAUCCAGGACAUUGGCGACGUGUCGUGCAUCUUCACUGGCCAGGUUGUCGCCGAGGAUGCGCUGGCCAAGUUGCGAGGCAUUCGUGGCGAGCAGACGUGGAUGACGUUCGACGCGGUGAGUGCUCGCCGCCAGCCUGCUGAUCAUCAUCUGCACAGGGUGCUUGCCUCAGAUGAGAACUGGCCGCUCUCCAACACUGCCUGGAGGUCGGCAUUGGUGCCAGAGCGUGUGUUCGUCUGCUUGAAGGACCCCGAGCCGACGGUGUUCCUGGUGCUGUACUCCUGCGAGUCAGCGUUGUUGGGAUGGCCCGCCGUGCGCAGCGCUGGGACGCAGCACGUGUCUCUGGACGCUCAUGCGCCAAAGCUGGUCUGGCACACCGUCCAUGACUUCGAGGCGGUCACUGUGCUCCCCCACUCGGUUGCGUCGCCGCUGCGUGCGUUCUUGGACGGCAGCCUCACGAGCACCAACAUGGGUCUGCUCACCAAGCUCGCCGAGCCCGUGCCGCUGCUGGACUACCUGCGUUCGGUCGGCUUCGCGGGCGUGAGCGAGGGCCUGAUGAAGAAGCUGUUCGGCCUGCGCAAGGCGGCCGCGCCCCAGGAGUGCGUCGGCGGCCUGGACUACGAGACCUCCCUCGCAGUCUGCCUGAUGAAGGAGAUCAAGCCGACCAUGACGCAGGAGGAGUCCCACCUCGCCUUGCAGAAGCGCAUCGGCCACAAGGCCGAGGAGGACUGGACCGAGCACAUCAACAUCGACGACGUCGAGAAGGUCGUGUCGUCGGGCGACAAGGACCAGCUCAAGAAGUUCGACGCUGGGCAGCAGGCCAACAAGGCACUGCGGGAGGCGCUGCACUCGGCCCUCGAGGCCGUGACGAAGGACAUGUUCAAGAAGGGUCCAGCGGCGAAGGGCGCCGCCAAGAAGCCCGUGGCAGCGCCCAAUGCCGCGAGCUGGUGGGCCACAGUCCGCGGAGACCCCGCGUGGCCCGAGAAGAAUCGGCCACCUGUCGGCAGCGUCCACGUCGACGACAUCGCUGGCCGUUUCCAGCUGGCGUACCCUGGCCAGGGCACCAAGUCCGUCGCGUGGACCAGGCGCGGCAUGGAGCUCGCGAACGUGGAGGCGUGCCGCGUCCUCUGGUCGCGGCAUUGCAAG